Messenger RNA from Dreissena polymorpha, 568 nucleotides. Its product is annotated as NADH dehydrogenase [ubiquinone] 1 alpha subcomplex subunit 7-like. The record is from RefSeq and is a predicted model, not a curated record. Gene Ontology annotation, cellular component: mitochondrial inner membrane. The transcript is spliced from 4 exons. Gene Ontology annotation, biological process: ATP synthesis coupled electron transport; mitochondrial electron transport, NADH to ubiquinone. NCBI's taxonomy places the organism in Eukaryota, Metazoa, Mollusca, Bivalvia, Myida, Dreissenidae. Bases 62 to 376 code for a protein of 104 amino acids.
GUGUUUAUUAUUACAUCCACUCAUAGUGAAUCAGACGCUUAUACAAAAUAUAGUGCCAAAAAUGGCUGGCCAAUACACUCCGAUUGUCAGAAAACUCAUGGAUUUGUUCGGUCGUAGAAAAGUUCAAGAUGGUUUAAGGAUUCAUGCUGACAUUUCUGCCAGGUCCCAGCCCCCUCCCUCUCUGCCAGAUGGGCCCUCUCACAAGCUAGCGGCCAAUUACUACAUGAAACGAGAUGGUAGACGAGAAGCAACACCCCCAAAGGUUGUCUACAGUAAUACACAAGAAUUUUUAACAUCGGGAUCCAAACCUGUAACUAGAGAAACACCAAAAUUUCGAACGCCUGGCAAAUUGGAGGACUAUGGACACAGGUUUUAGCCGACAAAUGUAUUUCAGAUUAUAAAAAUUCAACAUCUAAAACUAAGUGAAAAGUGUUACAAACUAUAUAUACAAUGUUUUGAAUUGUUAAAUAGGAGUUUUGGAUUGUUUUAUGGAGCUCUAAAACAGUUGAUUUUCACUGACAUUUGGAAAACAUUGUAAGUUAUUAUAAAAAUAAAAUGUGUAAGCCGU